This is a messenger RNA of Tripterygium wilfordii, 1674 nucleotides long. RefSeq names its product receptor-like protein kinase. The record is from RefSeq and is a predicted model, not a curated record. Gene Ontology annotation, molecular function: protein binding. NCBI's taxonomy places the organism in Eukaryota, Viridiplantae, Streptophyta, Magnoliopsida, Celastrales, Celastraceae. The transcript has a single exon. Bases 294 to 1304 code for a protein of 336 amino acids.
UAAAAAAAAGCACAACCCUCACCCAACCCAUUAAGUAUGAGUUAGAUAUAUCUAACCCAUAUUCACAUGGGUAUGGGAUGGGGUUGGGUCGGAUAUGUGGGUUGGGUCAAGUUUUAAAUGGGUUUUGCACAUCCCUAGUGGGGACGCUUUAAUUAAUUGGGUAGACCUUGAUGCUAAACUUGAAAUUGUCAAAAUCUGUCUCACUCAUGGCUAGUCAAACUCCACUAGAAUUUCUCUUUAUAUAAUGCAGUUGCCAACUUUAUCUUUUCAAAUCACUAAUAUUAACUGCAACUAUGGAUAGUGGUUGUUUCAUUCUCUCUUUCACAGUUGCAACGCUGUUUUAUUUCUUGGCUGGAUCAGCUAUUGAAGUUAAAAACAUCACCACAGAUCAAUCUGCCCUUCUAGCCUUGAAAGCUCACAUCACUAUUGACUCUCAAAAAUUCUUGUCAACAAACUGGUCUACUGCAACCUCUGUUUGCACUUGGAUUGGCGUCUCUUGUGGAACUCGCCACCAUAGAGUCACUACCUUGAAUCUUUCUAGCAUGGGUCUUACAGGAACUAUCCCCCCUCAUAUUGGACACUUAUCCCUCCUUUCUAGGCUCUCAUUUCAAAAUAACAGUUUUGAAGGCUCUCUACCAACUGAGUUAGCCAGAUUGCGUCGGCUUCGAUACAUUAGCUUGUCAUACAACAACUUUAGUGGUGAAAUACCAUCGUGGCUUGGAGAUCUUUCUCAGCUUCGAGACUUGAGAUUGUACAACAACAAUUUCACUGGCAGCAUCCCAACUUCUCUGUACAACUUGUCAAAGCUAGAGAUUUUCAACUUAGGUAACAAUGGUCUGCGAGGAUCAAUACCUAAAUCCAUUGGUAAUCUCCAUAACUUAAAGGUGCUAUAUUUGGAUCAUAAUGAGUUGUCAGGCUAUAUUCCCUCCACCAUCUUCAACAUGUCUUCUUUGCAACUUCUAGAUACCAGCAACAACUGGCUUUCUGGGUCAAUGCCUCCCAUUAUCAAUAUCAACACUUCUUCAUUGCAACAUCUUGAUGUCAGUACUAAUAAUAUGUCUGGUCAUCUUCCCUUAGAUAUGUUCUACAAUCUACCACAAUUAGAAGUGCUCUACUUGUAUGAGAACAUGUUCUCUGGAAGGAUUCCACCAAGUUUAUUUCAAUGCAAACAGCUUGUAUAUCUAGUAUUGGAAGAGAACAAUUUCCAAGGAAGCAUCCCUGAAGAAAUCGGGAAUUUGACGAGGCUUCAAGUGUUGUAUCUUGGACAUAACAACUUCAAUGGUAUGCCCUCAUUCCUCACCUAAUUAUAUACUAGUAUACCAACCCACAAGGACAUUCUCGCUGCCAUCAAACCUUAACGAACAAAUAAUGAACUAAGAACUAUUACUUUUAAAUAUAUCUAACGACAGUCACCCCUUGCAAUCUAUUUUAUUACAAAGGAUUGUUACUAAUGAGUACUCAGGAGAAGAAAUCACUUUUUUUACAGGAAAAAUUCCCGGACGGGUGGGUGAAUUGAAGAGUUUGGAGUAUUUACACAUACCAGAAUGCCACCUAACAGGGCCAAUUCCUCUGGUUAUCACGAAUUUGACCCUACUGAAGACAAUUAUAUUUUCUUCCAACAAUUUGUCAGGUAAGCAGUGGUUUUCUAGGAUAACCCAUCUCCCUACUUUUAAA